This is a messenger RNA of Amblyraja radiata (thorny skate), 1174 nucleotides long. Its product is annotated as nuclear factor 1 X-type-like. The record is from RefSeq and is a predicted model, not a curated record. NCBI's taxonomy places the organism in Eukaryota, Metazoa, Chordata, Chondrichthyes, Rajiformes, Rajidae. Gene Ontology annotation, molecular function: DNA-binding transcription factor activity, RNA polymerase II-specific; RNA polymerase II cis-regulatory region sequence-specific DNA binding. The transcript has 3 exons. Gene Ontology annotation, biological process: regulation of transcription by RNA polymerase II. Bases 455 to 1159 code for a protein of 234 amino acids. Gene Ontology annotation, cellular component: nucleus.
CAAAAAAAAUCCCCGGCGCCCGACACACGACAGGGGAGGAUUAACCGGAGUGGCAACCGGAAUAACAGUCAGAGUUUUUACGACCAAGGCCGAGAAGUUUUGCAUGAAGUGUAGACAGAGAGCAGAGGGAGAGGGAGAGGGAGAGGCGGCGACGGCAAGCGGAGCCCUCGGUGUGACAGACUAACCGAACACAGGCUUGCACUAACAUUUCUUCCCCCUCUCUCUCUCUUGUUCUCCGGGGCCCGGGCCGACUCUAACAUACAGCUGCUUCCGGGACUGUGGUGAGGAGGAUCGCGGCCGCGGCUGGCAAUGGGACUGUGAAUAACGACUGGUCUUCACACACAACAAUGAACUCCGCGGCCGUGUUUAGAAUUCACCAUGGAAAAUAGGCUGUUACAAAGAGCGUGAAACGGCAUUCUCACACAACCCAGAAUCAUUCUACACCGCUCCUAGUAUGUACUCUCCGCUCUGCCUGACUCAGGAUGAAUUUCACCCCUUCAUCGAAGCCCUCCUCCCCCAUGUCCGCGCUUUCUCCUACACCUGGUUCAACCUGCAAGCCCGCAAGCGCAAGUACUUCAAGAAGCACGAGAAGCGGAUGUCCAAGGACGAGGAGAGGGUGGUCAAGGACGAGCUCCUCGGAGAGAAGCCCGAAAUCAAGCAGAAGUGGGCGUCCCGGCUCCUGGCGAAACUGCGGAAAGACAUCCGGCCCGAAUUCCGUGAGGAUUUCGUGCUCACCAUCACCGGGAAGAAAGCUCCUUGCUGUGUUCUCUCCAACCCCGACCAGAAAGGCAAAAUCCGGCGCAUCGAUUGCUUGAGGCAGGCUGAUAAGGUGUGGAGGUUAGACCUAGUAAUGGUCAUACUGUUCAAGGGGACUCCCUUAGAAAGUACUGAUGGUGAACGUCUGGUGAAAUCACCACAGUGCAGUAACCAUGGCCUGUGCGUCCAACCUCAUCACAUUGGAGUUUCCGUCAAAGAGCUUGACUUAUACUUGGCCUAUUUUGUGCACAACCCCGGUAAGUUGCCCAUUUGCUUCUGUUGUUUACAUCUGCAUGCUCUCUCCCAUUGCACCCCUUGCUUUUUGCAUUUGGCCAAUUUGCGGGACAGACCAGCCAUGAUUUGGACAAUUCCCAUUUUCAUUCAUUUAUUUAUUUAUUUUUAAACGCAGAGAGAAAUC